AUGCCGGGCACCGCCUGGGAGGCAGCCGAGACCUAUGGUAGGCUGGACCUCGCAGAAGUGGCCUGCGUGUCCGACUCCAGGCUCACGCACGCGAUGAUCGAGCAAGGAGGCAAGGCCGAGAGAUUCAGCAACUGGAACGGGUAUGACUUUUCCACCAGGUCUGGUGCAGAGAAGCUCGUGAAAGUACUGCGGGGCAAGAGGCCUCGAAGAGUUUGGUUUUCCCCACCGUGCGGAGCAGAGUGCCCAUGGCAGAAUCUGAACCCCGUAACGGCGGAGUCAGAGAAGAAGCUGAUCAAGACCAGACGUAUCCAGAGGAACGUCAGGGCUAUCGGUCAGCUGCUGAACGAGGGUUUCUGUGACAUAUACCUUGAGCAGUCAGGACGCUGCAGAUCUUGGACAGGCAACUUCAAGGAGCUCAAGGAGUCCAUGCACGGCUGCAGGAUUCACGGAUGCAUGUAUGAUCUGAGAGACGAGCAGAACGGUCUCCUCAUACGCAAGGACUGGCACAUCGCGACCACAGGCCCGCAGUUCGAGAAGAAGGUUGGGAGGAUUUGUCCAGAUCUGCAUCUGCAUAUGCCGCUGGAGGGCGGCACGAGAGUGGCUCUUUCAGCGAAUUAUCCCGUGAACAUGUGCAGGAGGAUCGCCCAGCACUUCAUGGCCAGGGCCACCUCGGACGAGGCCCUCGCCUAUCUGGUGCAGGCCCGCAACGAGCUGGACGACGAACUGUGUGCAGCGGGCUACAGGCGAUUGCGGGAGAAGCGAAGCGUCCAACGCUGGAGCCCACAGCUCCUGAAGGUCAAGGAGAAGGAGCAGGCAGACCAGUACCAGCUCCUGAUCCUGACGACCCUGGAGAUGCUCAAGGUCCUCCAGAAGGCGAGGUCUCGCAAGGCGGACCAGAAGCUCAUUGAUCUUUGCAGCCACUACGAGUGUCCAGCCUGCAAGGAGACGCAGGAGGUAGUGCUGAAGGACUGGAUCCACCACUACGGCAAGCCGGAGGUCUUCAGGACAGAUCCCGAAGGUUGCUUCAGGCAGGUCGAGCAGCGCGCCUGGGUCUCGGGUAACGGCAUGGAGUGGAGACCAGAACCCGGAGAAGCUCACUGGCGAAUGGGAGUGAUCGAAAGAUGCAUCGAGACGAUCAAGGAGAUCGCCACUCGCCUCGCCUGGGAGCUACCAGAUGACACCGAGCCCGCGGACAUCUUUCGCUGGGCUUGCGUGGCUAACAACGACCUGAUGCGACACCAAGGCUACAGCCCGAUGAUGCUCAUGAUGGGUCGUACCCCGUCGGGGCAGGGCUUAGAGCAAGUGGGGAAUCCUUCAGUCCUGAGCGCCAAUGUGGUGGACAAGCAUUUCCAGGAGGUCACGCGCAUCAAGGCGGCAGCUUACAAGGCGUGCGUGGACCACUACCUGUCGGAGAAGACGAAGCGCGCUCUGCUGGCCAAGACGAGGCCGUUCAAGACAUGGGAGCCUGGUGAGAAGGCACACUACUGGCGAGGUGCGAAGGGUAACAGCCACAAGACUCGGCCAGGUAUAGCUGGUCGAUUUCACGGUCCCGCCACUGUCUUGAUGCAGGAGCGCGAGAUGAAGAAUGGUGUUGCGGUGCGACGAGGAGUUGUCUGGCUUGUUGACGGUGACCGUCUUGUACGAGCAGCGGCCGCUCACCUCCGCACGACUACGAAAGCGGAGCAGACCCUGGAGAGCAUCUCCGCAGGGAGCUCCGACCACUUCAAGAAGAUUCUGCAGGAGCUGACGAAGGGUGCUUACGAUGAUAAUGGGACGAUAUUCCAGAAGGAGAGAAUGGUGAAGUACCGGACCCACCCAGGACGACAACUCCCAGAAGUACAGCAUUUCCUCAACCUGACGAUCACGAAGGAGAAGCACAGAAUCCAGCUGAACCAGCACCGACACCGACCAGCGACCAGAUCGACGAGAGCGAACCACCACCAGAAGGUUACAACAAGCGAGAAGCCAGCCAAGAGCCUCCUGGAGAUCCAGAACCCAAGAGACAUCGAGCCGACUCCGCAGGAUACUUGA
Molecule: messenger RNA, 2031 nt
Organism: Prorocentrum cordatum
Lineage: Eukaryota; Dinophyceae; Prorocentrales; Prorocentraceae
Source: the annotation of a GenBank genome assembly